Mustela erminea (ermine) is the source of this 1483-nucleotide messenger RNA. RefSeq lists its product as uncharacterized. The transcript is spliced from 11 exons. The record is from RefSeq and is a predicted model, not a curated record. Bases 96 to 1328 code for a protein of 410 amino acids. NCBI's taxonomy places the organism in Eukaryota, Metazoa, Chordata, Mammalia, Carnivora, Mustelidae.
CGGCGAGGGACGCGGGGACGCGGGGACGCGGGGACCCGGCGCCGGAGGCAAGGUGCUAUUUUCAGAAUCCAGGUAGAAUCUAACACAGUAAGACAAUGCCAAGGGAAAAGGAAGGAAAACAAAAAACUAAAGGAACACCCCUGCCCAUCGUUCCAAUUCUUCGGAAGUUCCUGAAAACGUAUGAAAAGCACUGUGUCCAGACGCAGACAGCUGUGUGUCCAGCCAUCAGACAGGACUUGAAAACCAGCAUCAACAACGAACAGAUUCUUAGGAAAUUUAUGCUUGUAAGACCUGGAGACUCCCCAACAAGCGUCUUACCCAUUUCCUUGGAACCUUUGCUCAUGACAAUUCGCGAUGAGUGUUAUAUGCUGGGGAAAGAGAUCUGUAUCUGGAGCCUUCAACUGAGCAACCCAGAGAUUGCCAGACUGGCUUCACUUCUGGAGUUGAAGGGGAGUGCCGCCUGCCCCUUUACCAGCCUGGAGCUCACUGACUGCAGGAUGGAUCUGUGGUCUCUCCGGAGACUCGGGAGGGCUCUGCCAUGCAGCCAUCUGCGUUCUCUCAUCCUCGAUUACAGCAGAUUUGGAAAGGAAGAAGUUGAGAGUCUUUUCUCAGGCCUGGAGAACAACCAGAGGCUUCAAGCCCUCAGUCUGCGCUACUGUGGUCUGGGGCCACAGAGCGGACCCCGGCUGGGUACCAUCAUAUGCCAGACCGCCAUCAGUGAGCUGCACCUCGACGGCAAUUUCUUACAAUGUUCCGGAGCUCUGGCUCUCCUCAGACCCAUCGCGGAGUAUGCAGAGAUGCAGGGGAGAGAGCAGCCAGCCACGGCCCCACCAGACCCUGGGAGUCCCCCUCAUCAGCUGCAGGCCAAACAGAAGGGCAGUUCGGCUUUGAACCAGAUUACAGAGUCACCUGGAACUCUAACACAGAAAACUACUUCAGGGAAGGAGAGGAGGAAAAAAGGAAUCAAGAAAAAAAUUAAAGAUUUGACUGAAGCUGGUCCUUGGUUAGUGAAGUUGUAUCUGGCAGAUAACGGCAUAGACAGAAGAGGAAAAGAAGGAGGAAAUGGCUUGUUGGAAUUCACUCAAAUUUUAACAUGCCUGAUCACAUACUCUGCUCACUUAAGGGAAAUUGACCUCAGAAACAAUGUCCUGGGAGAGAUGGCUGCUGCUGACAUACUUGAAGCACUGAGAGCCAGAAAGACAGGUAAACUCCCAGUCUUAAAAAUUACAGUCACUCCUCAAAUAUCUUCUGAUACCUUCAGAUCUAUUUGGAAAAAUAGCAGGAAAUCUAGGAUUACCAGUAAAAAGAAGAAGAAGGGUAAAAACUGAAUAUGGACGCUCUAUAUCUUUAUGGAUGCUCUCUGUUUCCAUGGCCAACUGGACAUGUGUAGAAAGAUCUUGAUUAUUCUAUAAGAAGAGUUUUCACUGGAGGGGCACCUGGGUGGCUCAGUGGGUUAAGCCUCUGCCUUAGGCUCAGGUAUGAU